This is a messenger RNA of Labrus mixtus (cuckoo wrasse), 2861 nucleotides long. RefSeq names its product heat shock 60 protein 1 (gene hspd1). Gene Ontology annotation, cellular component: mitochondrial inner membrane; mitochondrial matrix. Lineage: Eukaryota; Metazoa; Chordata; Actinopteri; Labriformes; Labridae. Gene Ontology annotation, molecular function: ATP binding; protein-folding chaperone binding; ATP-dependent protein folding chaperone. The record is from RefSeq and is a predicted model, not a curated record. The transcript is spliced from 11 exons. Bases 157 to 1893 code for a protein of 578 amino acids. Gene Ontology annotation, biological process: T cell activation; positive regulation of type II interferon production; positive regulation of interferon-alpha production.
UUCCGUGGCGAGCCGGUAAAUUACCCGGAUGUGAUAGCCCAUGUGCAGUCCCCUCUCAGUUGCACCACACCGAUCUGUCCUCAAACGUACAGGCGUUAUAUCAUUCCCUCCUGCAGACGUGCACCUCGCAGCAGCCAGAAGCUUUUCACCUCAAAAAUGUUUCGUCUACCAACAGUCAUGAAGCAGGUGAGGCCUGUGUGCCGGGCGCUGGCUCCUCACCUCACACGAGGCUACGCUAAGGACGUGAAGUUUGGAGCUGAUGCUCGCGCUCUCAUGCUGCAGGGAGUCGACCUGCUGGCGGACGCUGUGGCCGUCACCAUGGGUCCAAAGGGUCGCAACGUCAUCAUCGAGCAGAGCUGGGGCAGCCCGAAGGUCACCAAGGACGGCGUGACUGUGGCCAAGAGCAUCGACCUGAAGGACAAGUACAUGAACAUCGGCGCCAAGCUGGUGCAGGACGUGGCCAACAACACCAACGAGGAGGCCGGAGACGGCACCACCACCGCCACCGUGCUCGCUCGGGCCAUCGCCAAGGAGGGCUUUGACACCAUCAGCAAAGGCGCCAACCCCGUGGAGAUCCGCCGCGGAGUCAUGAUGGCUGUGGAACACAUCAUUAAUGAGCUGAAGAAGCUCUCCAAGCCUGUCACAACCCCCGAGGAGAUCGCACAGGUUGCUACAAUCUCGGCCAAUGGAGAUGUAGAGAUUGGAACCAUCAUCUCCAACGCCAUGAAGAAAGUCGGCAGGAAGGGAGUCAUCACAGUCAAGGACGGGAAAACUCUGCACGAUGAGCUGGAGAUCAUCGAGGGCAUGAAGUUCGACCGCGGUUACAUCUCCCCUUACUUCAUCAACACCGCCAAAGGUCAGAAGGUCGAGUUCCAGGACGCCUACCUGCUGCUGAGCGAGAAGAAGAUCUCCAGCGUGCAGAGCAUCGUGCCGGCUCUGGAGAUCGCCAACCAGCACCGCAAACCGCUGGUGAUCGUGGCUGAAGAUGUGGACGGGGAGGCGCUCAGCACGCUCGUCCUCAACAGGCUGAAGGUCGGUCUGCAGGUAGUGGCUGUUAAAGCUCCCGGCUUUGGAGACAACAGGAAGAACCAGCUGAGGGAUAUGGCCGUCGCCACCGGGGGCACUGUGUUUGGAGAGGAUACUCUGGGCGUCGCUCUCGAGGACAUCCAGGCUCACGACUUUGGUAAAAUCGGCGAGGUGCAGAUCACCAAAGACGACACCCUGCUGCUGAAGGGAGGAGGAAACCCCGGCGAUGUCGAGAAGCGUGCGGCGGAGAUCAUCGAGCAGCUGGAGAGCACCACAAGCGACUACGAGAAGGAGAAACUCAACGAGAGGCUCGCCAAGCUGUCGGACGGCGUCGCUGUUCUCAAGAUCGGAGGAACGAGUGACGUGGAGGUGAACGAGAAGAAGGACCGAGUCACAGACGCUCUGAACGCCACACGAGCUGCAGUGGAGGAGGGAAUCGUACCCGGAGGAGGCUGCGCUCUGCUGCGCUGCAUCCCUUCACUCGACGAGAUCAAAGCUGCAAACUCAGACCAGAAGAUCGGAGUGGACAUCAUCAGACGGGCACUACGGAUCCCGGCCAUGACCAUCGCUAAGAAUGCCGGCGUGGAGGGCUCUCUGGUGGUGGAGAAGAUCCUGCAGGGAUCGGCCGAGCUCGGCUACGACGCCAUGCUGGGAGAGUACGUCAACAUGGUGGAGAAGGGCAUCAUCGACCCCACCAAGGUGGUGAGGACGGCCCUCCUCGACGCCGCAGGAGUCGCCUCCCUGCUCUCCACCGCCGAGGCCGUCGUCACAGAGAUCCCCAAGGAGGAGAAGGAGAUGCCCGGAGGUGGCAUGGGAGGAAUGGGCGGCAUGGGCGGCAUGGGCGGCAUGGGAGGAAUGGGUUUCUAAUGCGACCGUCCCGACUCGCUGUACAGACUUAAAAAGGCAGGGUGGGGCUGGAGGAGGAGGAGGGUGGCGGCUGCUGAGGGACAACAAAAAAAGAACCUCUGAGAAACCUGCACCCGCCUCCACCAAACUUUGCCCACACUGACUGAAGGUGAUGGAGCUGAAAGCGGCCGUCGCCUCCCCCUCCCCUCUCCAUCACCUCCCCCCCCCCCCCCCCCCUCUUCUUCUUCUGCUCCUGGGGGCGAAAACAGAUCCAUCAGCCAUCUGCACACACAAGGUGUCAGAGAAGAAGCUAACAUAGUAAACACGUAAUGAAGCUCUGUAUUACAGCAGGGCGUGAUGAGAAAACAUGCAUAGCCAGGAUUGUUCCGUCUCUGUUCUUUGUUUUUUGUCAUUUGUUAAUUCUUGUUUUUUUAUAUAUAUAAAUAUAAACAUUUAUCUGAUGGUUUUUUUUUCUCUCUCAGCUAAAAUAAUGUGAGGUCAAAUCUGUCGUCUGUUUGAAUUAAACCCUUUUUCUUACAGAACUUUGAGCUCCUUCUGUGACUUCAUGUCUCCUUUGUUCCCGUGUCUGCAUGUAGUGCCUAAAAAUGACGAGUUUUUAACAUCACCAGAGGCCUGCUUAAAAAAAAUGAAUGAUCGAAAUAAUGUUUACUGAGGCUUUAAAAAGUCUGCGAGUCGUUUUCAUGCAUGCAGAAGUGACUUUUUCAGCCUUUUAUGUCGUUACGGCUGAACGUUAACAUCUGAUUGUUUGAGAGAGGAGACGUGAGGUUAGGCUCACGUUACACGCCAUUCAAGGUGUAAAUGUGAAGCCCUGUGUGUCAUCGACUUUGCUUCAAACUACAAAAAGACGUGAAACUCGGUAGCUGGUUUCCAUUUCCCGGAUGUGAACAGCGUCGAUCUUCCAGCUCGUGUUGUGUACGAUGUAAACGAUGAUUUUCUUUUUCUUAAUUUAAUAAAUUUAAUUGUUCAGA